Molecule: messenger RNA, 1324 nt
Organism: Olea europaea var. sylvestris
Lineage: Eukaryota; Viridiplantae; Streptophyta; Magnoliopsida; Lamiales; Oleaceae
Product: regulatory protein NPR5-like
Exons: 2
Coding region: 197-754 (185 amino acids)
Biological process (GO): plant organ development
Molecular function (GO): protein binding
Source: RefSeq, a predicted model, not a curated record
UUAACAAAUGUCACGUCUUCCCCUCUCUCUAUCUCUUUCUAAACAUCAAACCCUACAGACAGCAAAGAAAGAAUCUCCCAAGCAAUAAGAGUUAUCAUCAAAGAGGAGUUGAACAAAAGACUGAUUUGCGCUUAGCACUUCUCUCCACUUCUACAAACCCAUUACACACACGAACUCAUACAGAGUCUUAUCUACAAUGGCAGCUGAUGAAAACUUAAGAUCUCUCUCUCUGGACUGUCUCAAUCUCCUAAUCAACGGUCAAGCUUUCAGUGACGUAACCUUCAGUGUAGAGGGCCGUUUAGUCCAUGCCCACAGGUGCAUUCUAGCAGCCAGGAGUCUCUUCUUUAGGAAAUUCUUUUGCACAGCGCCGCCAUCAUCCCCGCGAGGUUCCAACUCUCCGGCGAUCAUAACGGUGGAUUCAGUGAGCUAUGAAGCGUUUCUUUUGAUGCUUCAGUUCUUGUACAGUGGUCAAGUUUCGGUUAUACCUCACAAGCAUGAGGCAAGGCCUAAUUGUGGGGAGAGAGGCUGUUGGCAUACACAUUGUACCUCAGCCGUUGAUCUUGCCCUUGAUACACUUGCAGCCGCUAGAUCUUUUGGGGUGGAGCAGCUUGCUUUACAAACUCAGUCUAUUACAAGAAUCUUCCCAUGGACAUGUCAUAAUUGGUCAAGUUCACAUUUCACGACCUUGGAUGGAUUACAGGGAUUCAAAGCAUUCACGAGUAUGGAGAAGAGGUGUAAAAAUGAGACUCCUUAAGAUUAUUUAACCUAAUCUAUACACGUGCCUGUGCAAAAGGGACCUUGUUACAUGUUUACGAUAAUGCUGACAUGAUACUAUCAUUUAUCAGUUUAAAAUUCAAUCAAUUUUUUCAUUCAAUCUUUUUCCUCCACCUAAUUUUAGGUAAUCACUUAUGUACAAGCAGCAAAAUCGAUGCAAACAAGGUUAAAAGGCGGUAGAUUUUAAGGAGUUUUUUUUUGCUAGUACAAAGACCUGGAUUAACGGGUUUAUUUGAGACCUCUCUGAUUAUUAUUCUAGCAGUAUUUUUCAACUUAUCAUUAAAUAAUGAAAUCUAGUACUUUCUACAUUGUUUAACUGGUUUUCUUCUGUUCAUUUCCUGUGCAGAACCAGCCUUCCAGCAUAUUUUUAGCUUAUGUAAAAGUGAAGUUUUUCUAUCGUCCUUUUUACCAUAAUUUGUGUUUUCUAGAUUGUGUCAUCACUUGACAAGUUUUCAUGUGACAAAUUCAUAGUUCUCGUCUUCAGUUUAUUUGGUGUCAAUUUCUCCCAAAUUAGUUAGGGUUUGUUUGAGCCCUAUUUUUGUCACCCCAU